AUGGCCGCCCAAACAGCAGCAAAAAAGAAGGGCACUGCUUCUACAAUUAAGAAAUCGUCGAAGCGUUCUAACAAUACCGGCGGGCCUAGAGCGGCAAAGAAGGCCAAAUCUGUGCAGUCAGGAUCGACUUCAGGGGAGGCCCCCGAAUCGGCAGGAUCCGAAUUGGAAGAAUCUGACCAUGGACCGUAUUGCAUUUGCCGUGGUGCAGACGAUCACCGAUGGAUGAUAUUCUGCGAAAACUGCGAGGAUUGGUACCAUGGAGAGUGUAUCAACUUGAACAAAGAGAUCGGCGAAUCUUUGAUCGAAAGGUUUAUUUGCCCACUCUGCACGACUGAGAACCGCAAAACAAUUUACAAAAAGACAUGCUCGCUGAGUGGCUGCCGAAAACCUGCACGACUAACUGAUGAAGAGCCGAGUGUCUUCUGUUCCGUCGAACAUGCGCAAACCUGGUGGGAACGCAUGAUCGCCAAACUGCCUAAGGGGAAGGGAAAGGGAGUCGCCAACGACCAGCUCACCCAGGAGGAAUUUAUGGCACUUUUGGAAAGUGGCUCUUCAGGCUUCGACGAGAACGGUAAUUGGCGAUUAGUCAAGGAACCAUUCUCGGGUGAAGAGACGAAGGCAGCCGAUACAAGCGGAGAGGGGGGCGAAAACAAUGACGACGCGCUGCAUCUUUCUGAUGAGGAGAAGGAGUUUCUGAAAAAUGCGGCUGCAGCACGGUUCCAACUGGCGGAGGAGACCGUUCUAUGCCACAAAAUGCUGACCCUCCUGGACUACGCUCAUGAGCGUCGCCAGGCAGCUAUCAGUGCAGGCCGGUUCAAAGAAGAUAUUUGCGGCUACGAUCAACGUCUUGAUACCGUCAGUGCCCGUGACCCUUUCGACGCUUUCGCAAAGUCACAAGAGGGUGAGGCCAUCUUUAAAGCGGGUCGGCUUGACGACCCCCUGGGAGAAGGUGACGAGGUGCGCGGCAUGUGCGAUCGCAAACGCUGCAAGAUCCACAGCGGAUGGUAUAAGAUGCUCUCGUCGGGCCUGAAGCAUCAUAUCCGCGAAAUGGCGACCCAGGCAGAUGAGGUUGGAGAAGAGGAGAAGGUAAUGCGCCAGGCCGCAAAGGAACGCUGGAGUAGAAAGCAAUCGGAGAACAACUGGGUCGAAGUACUAGACAUCUGA
Fusarium coffeatum is the source of this 1164-nucleotide messenger RNA. RefSeq lists its product as uncharacterized. The transcript is spliced from 2 exons. The record is from RefSeq and is a predicted model, not a curated record. Gene Ontology annotation, biological process: positive regulation of DNA-templated transcription. Gene Ontology annotation, cellular component: Set1C/COMPASS complex. NCBI's taxonomy places the organism in Eukaryota, Fungi, Ascomycota, Sordariomycetes, Hypocreales, Nectriaceae. The coding region runs from base 1 to 1164 and encodes 387 amino acids.